AAACCAUUGCGAAAUUGAAUUUAAAUAACAAUACUCGAUAGGUUGUUUUAGCGUUGCUAAGAACGCGUGGUUGCGUAUAAAGAGGAUAUCGGUUAUUAUUUCUCUACAUAUCUUCUUUCGAGGUAUUUCAACACCAGGGAGAAUCAACACUGUUACCUGUGCAAUAUUAAAAGAUAGAAAAUGAACUUCGGCGGGUAUAAUCCUUACCAAAGCAACUACCCCCCAGCCAAUCCCUAUGGAGGGGGUUAUACUUCUUAUGGAUACGGCGGAGGUUAUGGAAACCCUUACCAGCAAAAUCCAGCCGCCCAAAUGCAAAUGCAACAAAUGCAGCAGAUGCAGGGAAUGAUGGGAAUGAUGAUGCCAGCUAUGCACACCAUGCCACCCUCAACCCAGACAGUUGUUAUCAACAACAAUGUGUGGAACACCAACAACGCCUUGAUGUCUGCAGCGGCUCAAACACUAGAUAGUGGUGAAAUGGAGGAACUUGUCCAGCAAGCUGAGGAAGAAGAGGAAGAGGAGGAGGAGGAGGAAGACGAGGAGUUGGAAGAAGAAAUUAAGGUAUCCAGGAAGAAGAACAAAAAGAAGGCCAAAAAGCAAAGGAAAGUGGAAGAGCUUUUAGCCCAGAAAAUGCAGGAGGAUGAAGACUUCAUGGCACGAUUGAAGUCUAAUUAUGUAGCUAAUUUGAAACGCCAUUUGGACAUGGAUGGUACACUUGAACCAACAGAGGGGACUGUAAAAGGCUUUACUCAUUAUCCAGAGGAUGAUCCUAUGGUAGUAUUCAUGAACGAAUUCGACGGAACACCACUUGCUGGCGAAAGAUGGGAUGCAGAAUCAGACUGUAUAUUUCUGGAUAAAGCCAUGGAUGGAGCUGGUACAAAUGAGGAGGCCAUCAUCCAUGUGAUUGCAAAUCGUACAAAUGCCCAAAGACAGAAGAUAAAGAAGAAGUUCAAGACUGCAUAUGGAGAGGAUUUAAUUGAAAGAUUGGACUCUGAGCUUAGUGGUGACUUCCUGGAGACUGUGAUGGCCCUGUUUGUCCCGCCAGCCCAUUAUGAUGCUUGGUGUAUCAAAGAGGCCAUUUAUGGUCCUGGCACAGAUGAGUCUGUCCUGAUUGAAAUCUUUGGAACCAGAACGCCAAAGCAGAUACAAGAAAUCAGAGCAGUGUAUGGCGAUGUGGCAAGUCCUAACAGAAAGUCUGGAGAAACGUUGAUCGAACAAGACAUAGAGGAUGACACAAGUGGAGACUUCAAAAGAUUCCUGAUUUCGGCUUGCCAGGGAGGAAGAAAUGAGCUGGAUCCAGAAACUCUUGAAGAGGCGGUGGAGCCUGUGCUUUUUGAGGAUAAGCCCACUGGACAAUUCAUUAUCAACAUGGAGAAGCUUGUUAACGUGGCCAAGGCCAAGAGAGAUGCCCAGAAGCUGUUCGAGGUCACUGAGGACCAGCUUGGUACAGAUGAGGAGGAGAUGAUCCGUAUUUUCGCUCUGCCCGAGGUCUACCAAUCCAGGGCUACUUAUGAUGAAUAUGUCAAGCUUACACAAAGAGAUGUAGAAAACACAAUUGACAGAGAGACCUCUGGAAACUUUGGGAAAGGACUUCUAACAAUGGUAAUGGCACUGAAAUGCCGUCCUAAGUAUUUUGCUGAGCGCCUUGUGUGGUGCAUGAAGGGACUUGGAACUCACGAUUCGGACCUGAUCCGAGUCAUUGUCUCCAGAGCAGAGAUUGACAUGGUACAAAUCAAGGAAUGUUUCCUGGAGAUGACCAAGCAGACGCUGUGGAACUGGAUCGAUCAGGAUUGUUCCGGCGACUACUGUAAAAUCCUGAAGGCAAUCGUCGGCCAAAACUAGACUAAAAUUAUUCACUGCGCUUAAUUUUUCACCAUAAGGAUUGGACAUUUCUUCAACCGAUAUUUCUUUACUGUGAUAUGUGACUUAUUCCCCUAUUAAGUAUAUAUAUAUUUUUUUGAAAAAUGCAUGUAUUCUGUUUUAUAGUCUUGUUGUGGGAACCUGUAAAUUCUAGACUUGAAUCCAAAAGCUCAAAAUGAUAGUAAUCAUGUUUUACCUAGAUGAAAUUUUUUAACUGCAUUUUAUUUAUCUGAAACCGCUUUGUUAUUUUUAUUGGUCCAUUAGUAUAUGCAGGCAUAUAUAUUUUUCUCAUUUUAUCAGAUUCAUAUAUCGAACUGUGAGUCAACUUCUAAGUUUACAAUGGUAUAAUGGUAGUUUUAUUAGAUGAUCUGCAAUUUGUUUUUGUUUUUUGCAAUGUGUUAAACAUAUUUUUGAAGAGUUCCACACAAUAAUUCUUCCUUAUUAUGAACAGCUUUAAUAACUCAAUAAAGUUUAACAAAAAUC
Messenger RNA from Magallana angulata, 2340 nucleotides. RefSeq names its product annexin A7-like. The record is from RefSeq and is a predicted model, not a curated record. Gene Ontology annotation, molecular function: calcium-dependent phospholipid binding; calcium ion binding. Lineage: Eukaryota; Metazoa; Mollusca; Bivalvia; Ostreida; Ostreidae. The coding region runs from base 181 to 1839 and encodes 552 amino acids. Gene Ontology annotation, cellular component: cytoplasm. The transcript has 16 exons.